AGAGCAGAUGGAGCCGCGGUGCCGGGGUCUGGGCGGCCCUCACAUCUCGGACCAGUGUCGGUGUGAUAGCCGAGCAGAGAGGUAUACUGCCCGUGCAUUGUGGUCCCCCGCCGCUCGCUUGGCUCCUCACUCGGGGCCCUGCUGGCUAUGGUGAAGGUGCAGGACACGGAGCCGCGCCAAGGUGGUGAGGCAGGCCGGUGCUGAGUGGCGGGGCGGGGAGAGAGAGAGACAGGGGGACGUGAAGUAAAGGAAAAAUAAUCUCGAGUAAAGGUGGACACUUUUUUAACCUCCGUCGCCCCACGAUGAAGCGAAGACUCGUACGGCAUGUGGUGAUCCAGGUGUGCUUCGCGGUGACUCUCAUGAUAGCAGGUUGCUUCGCUAAUCCGGACGCGAAACGGUUGUACGAUGACCUGCUCAGUAACUACAACCGACUCAUCCGGCCCGUGGGUAACAAUUCGGAGAAACUCAUCGUUAAACUUGGCCUCAAACUGUCCCAGCUGAUUGAUGUGAACCUGAAGAAUCAAAUUAUGACAUCGAACGUGUGGGUGGAACAGGAGUGGAAUGACUACAAGUUGCGCUGGAAUCCUGAGGACUAUGGGGGCGUGGAAAUGCUCUACGUGCCCUCUGAACACAUCUGGCUACCCGACAUUGUGUUAUAUAAUAACGCUGACGGGAACUACGAGGUGACCCUGAUGACGAAGGCGACUCUCAAGUACACGGGCGAGGUGGUGUGGAGGCCCCCUGCCAUCUACAAGUCCUCGUGUGAGAUUGAUGUUGAAUGGUUCCCCUUCGACGAGCAGUCUUGUAAUAUGAAGUUUGGCUCCUGGACCUAUGAUGGGUUUCAGGUGGAUCUGAAGCACACCAAGCAGAAGCGAGGAAGCAACAUCGUGGAAAUGGGAAUAGAUCUAAGAGAGUUUUACGCCUCUGUGGAGUGGGACAUCCUUGAGGUCCCCGCCAGGAGAAACCAAGAGUAUAUUCCUGAUCUGCCGGAGCCUUACCCAGAUAUCACGUUCAACCUCACCAUGCGACGCAAGACGCUCUUCUACACCGUGAACCUCAUCAUCCCCUGCGUGGGCAUCUCCUUCCUCACCGUGUUGGUUUUCUACUUGCCCUCAGACUCCGGGGAGAAGGUUACUCUCUGUAUCUCCAUUCUCCUGUCCCUCACCGUGUUCUUCCUCCUGCUGGCGGAGAUUAUCCCCCCCACCUCCCUCGCCGUGCCGCUGCUGGGCAAGUACCUGCUCUUCACUAUGAUCCUCGUCACGCUCUCCAUCUGUGUCACCGUCGGAGUUCUCAACGUGCAUUUCAGGUCUCCAUCCACCCACAAAAUGUCUCCAUGGGUAAAGCGAGUCUUCAUCCACGUCAUGCCCCGUCUACUACUGAUGAGACGACCCCAGUACGACCCCAGAAGUAGACAGUCACCAUCUGAACAGGAAUAUAUGGAUGGAAUGGUGGAUGGGGACUUGAGCGACCCCUUCGGCGGGGAGCCCUACGUGGAAUACAACGGUGAUGGGGGAAGCCUUUCUGGGGACGCGCCAAGUUACAAAUUUAGCGAAGAUUUCCUGUCCUCGCACGGAACUGGGAAGUGUGACCUGGGUGGGUGCCACAUUCACAGCCAAAGGACCUACUCCCCAGAGAUCCAGAAGGCUAUUGAAGGAGUGCAGUUUAUCGCUCAACAUAUUAAAGACGCGGACAGAGAUAAUGAGGUGAUACAGGAUUGGAAGUACGUAGCCAUGGUGCUGGAUCGCCUCUUCCUGUGGGUGUUUACCAUUGCCUGCGUGGCGGGGACCUGCGGCAUUAUCUUCCAGGCACCCUCCCUCUAUGACACACGGGUGCCUAUUGACCAGCUGUACUCGGAAAUCAAGACUGCCUUCAAUACCACCAAGCACAACCUGUAAAGAGCGUACCCCCCUCUUGCGGCAAGUUCCGUCAAGGUUCUACAUUAGAUCUCACCCAAAUCGCUAACCAGUGACUACUGUGAGUGGCUCUGUAACGCCUCUCUUCUUCUCUGUACUCUCCCCCGCCCUUACUGAUUUACCUACUGAUUUUUCGCUCUUCCUGUGUUGUGAGUUGUUGUGAACGGGUCUCUGUGUUACCAAUUGUGGACAAGUCUUCAUUGUUGUGAGUUUUCAUGGCCUAGUUUUGUUUAGGUUUCCAGAUUUUGCAUUUCGUUUUCUGGUUGUGCUUUUUUUUUCUUUAGUCUGCGGUUCCGUAUAUCUCUUUUCAGUCUUCCGUUUUCUGUUUUCCGUUUUCUUUGGCCUUGAACUGACAAAAGUUCUGUUCCCGUAUCUGUUUUUAACUCCGUUUUUUGUUGUGCUUUAACUCUGAAGCGAACGGACUAAAUUUCUGAUCCGUUUUCUCUUUUCAACUCCCGUUUUUUUUGUUGCAUUCUGCCCUUGAAGCGAAUCGACAAUUUCUGUUCCACUUUCCGUGUUAGCUCCAUUCUUUACUGCGCUGUAACCCUAAAGUAGAUCAACGCUUACCUUUUGUCCAGUGUUUGUGUCCUCGAGAGUCCACCUGCGGCACUCCUUCACUCCAGUGUUCGCGGAGUGAGGACUUCCUGAAUACCCGUGACUAAGUGAGGUCGUGACACGCAUCGCUCACUUCCACAUUCACCUGCCCUCUGUGGCUUCAUUACCUUUGGCGAGCGAGGCUUCACACGCUCGCUUCGCCUCACUUGAAUGCGGACUUAAGGAAAGGCUUGGCGGCAUUUCCUCGACAACCAAAGCUUCCACGGCCGUGCAAAGACAACCUUCUUGGCAUACACUCCUUUAAAUUAAAUUCGUAAUAAGCAUGUGAUGUUUAUGAUUAGUGAUACGGUCAGUUUUGGUACACGAUUCUUUACAAACAACCCUUUCGUAAUAAGAGUUGUUUAUGAUCGUCCAUACGUCAAAUUCAAUCUUGCUACGUUAUCCUAUACAACCAUUUCUUAAUAGGCAAGCGAUGUUUAUGUUGAAGUCAAUGAUUUAGUCAAAAAACAAGCUCCCGGACUCACGAUAAUUUACACACAGUCAUGCAGUGAAAAACAGAACAACGCUUUAACGAAAUGGACGGUCAAAACUUUUUAAUUCAGUUAAUUCAGUAACGUGAAACUAUGUACUCUCGAAACUCAUUCAUUUAGUAACGUGAAACUACCUUUGCAAUACGCAGCCCCUUUAGUCAAUGAUUUACUGACAAAAAAAAAAAAAAAAUGAGACGUACAUACAAGUGUACUGUUACAAUUCAUUCCCUUUAAUACAACACGGCGCAAAUGCAAUAAUGGCCAAAUUUAUGUACAAAAUACCAGCGGUUUGAUAUUUGAUGGUUGAUUUCGUAUUUCAACUGGUAUAUUUGUUUUUGUAACUCGUUAAUUCCUGUGAUUCAGUCAGUUGCUGAUAAGUUAUUUUUUUCUCGUCUUUUUCCUUGAUUAUCUUUCGUUCUUUAAGUAUAAGGAAGACAGAGUAAGAGCAAGAAAAAAAAAAUAUAUAAAUACAUAAAUAAAACAAGGAAAUAAGCAAAUAAAUGAUUAAAUAAAUAAACAAAUAAAUAAAUCUAUCACAGGGUAGCGUUAACGAGAAGAAAAAAAAUAAUCUGAUGCUCAAAAUGAAAAUGAAAAUCAAAGAAAAAUAAGAAUUUAGGCGAAACUUGUACUUUUUCAUUUACUUUGUCCAAAUCAUUCCUUCACAUUUUCUUUCCUUUUCUUCACGCAACAGUUGAAAGUUACGAGUGUUUAUCUAUUUCUUUGCUUUCCCGCUUGUUCAUUGCUCCCUUGGUGGUUGUAGCAGUCCGUGAACAAGCUAACAAGCCCCAGCACGCAAGAGACAAAGCCACUGUGCUGUUUACUAAACUGAGAUUGACAAUAACCUAGACAUCCUCUCAUACAUCCUUUUGUCUUUCCUUCCCUUACCACAACCCGCCCCAUGAUGUGUCUCCCGUUUUCUUUCAUCAUUUAGGGUAACUAAGGCAUAUAUUUAGGCUCAAUAGGCUCUCCAUUCUGUAGUAGGCAAUGGUGAUACUUUUUUUCUUAUUAAGUAAUGAGAGUUUUCCUAGCUUGCCACACCUGAGUAUUUUAGAUGGUAAGGUAAGGAUUUUUGGUCAGUAGGGUUACACUAGAGAACCAUAAUAUUAUCCAUAAUAACUCUUAUGUAUCAUACCUCUACGCUUUCAUCAUUAUACAAAGAAGCUGCUGUUUGAAAUAAGGUGUUUAAGGUACGUGUGUGUGUACAUGUGCGCGUGCGAGUGCGCGUGUGAGUUUACGUAUGUACGAGCGCCCAAUUGUGGUCUUAAAGGACAAAAAAAUAAAAAAAAAUGCUUACUUUAACUUCCAAAAACUGAAAUCAAUACGCUAAAACGUUACGCGAUUGUUAAGUGACGCCGCGGUGUAACUAAGGCGUCGCGAUAACCAGUCACUUCGCUGCUCAAGAAACGCGACAUUGCGGGAGGAAGGGCAAAGCAGAACCAAAGCAGAGGGAAAGUCGAGGCAACUCCCACGCGAGAAUUAUCAAAAUAAUGCACUGGUCUUUGAGUCACCAGAUGCAGGUCCCCCUCAUGACACAGAGGCGCAGGUGGAUAGGUAGAGAAGCAGACCCGCCCUGUCAUACACAAAGCAAUGUAAAUAACUCAAUUUUUCAAACACAUGGACUUUGUUUAGUGAGUCCCUUUCUCCCCUUUUCUCGUACCUGGGGAUUGAAACUGCCAGGUGAGGGGAAAGGUCGAGGUACAGUACAGGUGUGUGUCGUGUCACCUGUUACCUGUGUAGCGCGCCCAGCUCACCUGCCGCUACAAGGGCCUAACGUUGUACAGGUGAGGGAGGAACCAGGUGUCCGUGGCAGUGUUGCGUCAUGGUUGGGUUGAGUGUUUUUAGUGUGUUUUAGCUUGAAUAAAUUGAAUACAUUGAAUAAACUGUAUGAGAUUCACAGUCUGUUAUUAGUUUGUUCUAUAUGAAGUGUUUGUUUCGUGUAGAUCUGGUUCUUGGUAGUCUUAUUAACAUGUGUUCUUGUGUUCCAGUGUUUAGCAAUUGAUAUAAGAUUUGAUUCGACUUUUUUUACUUUUGGUUGUUAGACUUCAGGAUUGAAUUAACUUCCCUUUGCAGUCUUCAUUUUUUAAGAGUUCUUGUGCUCGAAUGUUCUUCACUGACUGAUACAAGAUUCCACUUUCUAUCAUAUCUGCUGUUUAUUGACAGAUCCUUUUUCAUUUUCCUUAUGAAUCGCGUAUAUUAUAAAGUCUUUUCAAUAUACUUUCCUUGAGUGUUUUCGGCCCAGAUCCUGCCGACAUUUACAUUAUCACCACCACUCAUAUCAAUAUUUCGUGACGCCUUGAACGAGCGCACCUCAGCUUUUAUUUGGGCAGGUGACGCAUGAUAGUAAAUAUUGAGCCCGUCACUCGUAUCGCCGCUCCUCGUUGACAGACGGACAGGUGUGUUUGAGCGGCCCAGGUGACGGCAGGUGAGGAGACGCUUCUUGCCCACGAGUAAUAAGUGGACGAGGCAAUAAGGAGAGUAAUAUUAGACAGUAUGGUCACUAACAGUCAAUAUGUGGCACCGUUAUGAACUCUAUAGACUAAAUUAAGUGUUUUCCUUUUUUUUUUUUUUAAUAAGUUGAGGAGAUAAUAGGGUAAUGUUAUGAUCACCGAGAGUCAAGAGUCAAUACUUGUCACAAUUAUAAACUCUGGUGGCGAGAUUUUGAAGUAAAUGAUACGUUUACUAUGAUAUCACGAUCACUAGGUCCUAAUUUAAAUGAGUCAAUAUGCACGACCACUACGCACUCUGGUAACAGGAAUAUCAACUAAUUUGACAUUUUUAUUACAAAGAGACUAACAAUAUCACCAGCUCCCGAGGCGAGUGAAAGUCAAGAUGCGUCACGAGAAGAAACGCAAAUGAUUGAAAUAAAAACUGAAUGGUCCUAUUCCUUUGUAGAGACAGUAUAAUAUUAAGAUCACCAGGUUGUAAUACUAAUGAGUCAAGAAGUAAAUGAAUAACACUGUAUUGCCCUAUCUUUUCAACAACGAAACUCCCCGAGACAUAACAAGGAGGCAUUACAGUAAUGAAAUCACUCAUAAAUUAUUCACGUCCAGUUACUAGAGUGGUUUCUCGAGUCCACAACACACAGAUCUAUAUUAACGAUCAUCAGUUAAGAGGUUUUGCGUAAGUCAACUUUCUACGCAUACUUUCUAUGGGAGAAUCAAGGAAUUUUCCAUAAUCAAGCAGAAUGUGAUUAGCCAAGGAUAAAAAGUAACCAUUUCUUAAUUUAUCUUGAACCAGAGCACCAGGGGAUAUAUUACCAAAUGUUCGAUUAAUAAACUAUGGCCUUUGAAAAAUAGCCAAUAUGGGGAUACAGUGCUUAAGAAUACGAUCCCAGAAGGGUUUUUCAAGGAUGCUUUCAUGAUUCCAGUGGCGGUUAACAAGAAUCUGCACCGUCAGUACGAAAGACUCCCAUGAGAACUCGUUUAAUCAUCUGUAGCCUUUGGAAAAUAACCACAAUGAAAGAAUAAUGUUUUAAGAACACUAGGCCAGAUGGGUUUUUAAGGGUGCAUUCAUGAUUCCAAACAGAUCAUCAAGAAUUCUAUACCGUUAAAUGGAAAAAAAGACACCCAUAGAUACUUGACUAAUCCCUGUGGCCUUUGAAAAAAAAAAAAUACAAGAAAACUGAAGAAAAAGAGCCCAGAUGGAGAUUUCAAGGGUGUUUCAUGAUUCCAGACAGUUUAAUGAGAAUUUUGAGCCGUUAACUGGUAAAAAAAACACCCAUGAAAACUUGGCUAAUCAUUUAUAUAACCUUUGCAAAGUAACCCCCAACGAGAGAACAGUGCUUAAUAAAACGAAUCUGGAUACUAAUACACUUCAGAUUCCGCUGUUUGAUCAAGAACCAAACUUGGAGAGCAGUUCAGAUAAGCUGUAUAUUAACCCACUGUUCCGUUAUUGUGGUAUUAAAGGGAGGGAGAAUAUUCACGCGUCUUGUGACCCUAAUAAACUCGGGCCCAUAUUGCUCAAGCCCCCACAUACAACAAACAACGUGCAAUAUAUUCAGAGUCAGUCAACCUACAGAUUUUCCACACAAUGCUUCCCUGAUCUUGCCUCCCCAUCUGUUAUCUGCAUUUCCUUUUUCUCUUCUUUUUCUUGUUUCUCUUGUCUUUUAUCCUGUUUUUCAUUUCUCAUUAAUUUCCUUAAAUAUUCUUUACCUUAUCUUACCUCCAAUUAUCUGUUUUUCCUUUUUUCCUCCUUGUCACUGUUUCCUUCCCCAUUUCCCUUCCCAUUCUUUAUCCUUUCAUUCCCUUCCCCUUCCUUUCCUUAAAAAUCCUUUACUUUGUUCUUCCCCCUCACCUUUACUUCUCUAUCCUUUAAAAUCCCUGUUUCUUCCUUUCUCCAUGUUUUAUAUUUCUCCCCUCUCCCUCUUCCUUCUCUUUAAAAUACCACCGUUCUUUCCUCUUCCCAUCACCUCUCCUUCGUCCUUCAAAAUCCUCCAAUUCUCAUAUUUUCCUCACCUAUCGUUCAGAAUUAUCGCAUUUUCUCCUUUCAAAACCCUUUCCUCAUACUUUUCUAUCUUUCGUCCUUAGCUUUUCAAAAUCAUAUAAUUAUAUCUUAAAUUUUCUCCUCUUUCCAUUUUAAAUUCCCCUUCUCAUCGUCUUUGUCUUAAUGGCGCCAAAUAUCGAUAACUCUUACUGGGGCAGGUACAGAUACAGGGGGACAUCCUCUCCCGAACAGGUGAACCACAAGAAAUUCCUCCUGAAGUCGCCAAAAACCCGCUUCCCUUAGAUAGAGACUUGUAGAUUAGCAGGAGGUGAUAUGACGGCCCCCCAGUCACUUCCUCCGUUUUUGUUACGCGUUUUCUAUCGCCACGUUUUCUGUGAAGUCGGGAUAAGAAGCUCCCAAGUAUCUCUCGGUCGAAUUCUUAAACAUUUCGACGCCUCAGCUGCCUCUACGUUCAACAGCCUCUUGUGCAAGUUCCUCCGGUUCUCCAGGGGUGUUUUCAUAGUUUUAGAGAUGGUUUACUGAAGGGUGUGUAGCAUUACUGGGGGAAAUAUUAACGAGAGCCUGAGUAAUUACCGUUAUGGCAUUUGAAAGUAGUGGUGGUAAAGGAACAAGUGUCCAAGAAUGCUGGCCUGGGUACGCUGCUGACAGAGGCCGGGAAGUGUUGUUAUGGUAAGGGAUCUGAUUCUCCUUUCUACGUGUGUUCUGUGUGGGAGUUUCACGCGGGUUGGAAAGCUACAGCGGUUAGGAAAAGAUGUGAAGAAAGAGUAUAGAUUUUUUUUUUUCAUCAAAACUCGAAAAAAAAAUAUGCAGUUUCCAUUUUGCAAUCCCAGAAAACAAUGAUUUUCUUCCGGUUUUCCUUCUCGGUCUAUGAAAUGUUCAGGCGUGUUGCAGUUAUAGGAGAGAACAAAUGUACCUAAGAAUUUUUUUACGGAAUAUCAACAAUCGAAGAAAAAUGUAUCUCUCAUUUUGCAGUACGAGGAAAAUUAUUGCGUGAUUUUUCUUGAUCUUUUCAUGGAAUUCUCUCGAGAGGUGCAAAGUUAUGAGAGAAAAAGAAAGAAAACAGUACAGAAACCCGAACAGAAAAAAAAAAAUUUCCACUUUUAAAUACGAGAAAAGGAAUGAUCAGUUCUUGCCUAUAUUUAAUAUACUAAAAAAAAAAAAAGAACUUUAAAAAUAUAGAAAGUAAUGAGAGAAAAUAAGAAAGGAAAAAAAAACACGAGAAAACGAAUGAUUAUUUCUCUCCUAACCUAACGCUCAUACAUGAUAAAUAGAUAAAUAAAUAAAUAAAUAAAUAAAUAAGAAAAAUACAACUCCCGCUCCAACACACUUUCCGGCCUCCCAACCCCUUCCCCCCCGACCCAAGACGAUAAUAAAUGAAAAGCAACGUUGUACUGUGAAAUCAAAACCAGUGCCCAAAACCACAACCCGUACACCAGUCCUCAGUGUUUCGCUCACCCCUUGUUGUUACCUCUAAGAACUCAUUUGGAAACACUGAAAGCUCCCUGACUCCUCAUGAUCAGUAACUGUGGCUUCUUCGUCAUUAACCUUCAAAUAUUAAAUAAAAAAAAAGAUGUAAAUAUAAUAACAAUAAUAAAAUAAUACCUUGUUUUACACCUGACAUUCUUGUUGCAAAGUUUUCCCUUUCGAACUUGUAUUAUAAUUUGUGGGAUGGUUUACAACUUUUCCUUCCCUUUAGACGUGUAAGAAACUCCUCCAUUCCCUGCCCAUGUUUUUUUUUUUCCUUGUAAUUUAUCUGUAUUUUGUUCGUUGGUUUUAAGUUUUUCCUUCUCUCUUAAACACGUCAAAAAACUCCCACUUCUUACUCCUAUUUUCUUGCAAUUUGUCUUUUUUUUUUUUGUGGGAUUAUUUACAAGUUUCCUUCCUCUCAGCACGUGUCAAAACUCAAUGUCUUGUUCAUAUUUUCCCUCGUAACGUGUAUUUUAAUUUAUGGGAUGGUUUAAACUUUUCUUUCCCUUGAAACACGUAUAAAAAAAAAAAUCUUGUCAAUAUCUUUUCCUUGUAACUUAUUAAUAUUUGUGGGAUAUUUGAACUUCUUUUUUUAUUAGAAAUAAGUCAAAAAUAUCUAUAAUUUUUUCUUGGUAUUUCCCCUUAAACUUAUCUAUUACUUCAUGGGAUAUUUUGAACCCUUUCAGUACCCACAUCCCAAAAAUCCAUAAUACUAGUUAAUAUUUCAACUGUAAUUUCAAUAUAUUUUGUCGGACAUUUCCGUCUUUCCCCCCUCCAACACAAAUAACCCAAGCAGUAUGUAUAUUUCCUAACCAGUAACUUAAAUAGUAAUCAGUUUAUGUUCUGAGUGAUAUAGGACACGCCAUCUCUAAUCUCAUUUUAAGCUCAACUAUUUCAAUAACCUAACUAACAUUUUGCUGAUCUCACGCGUCUUAUCUAUCUACUUUCCUUCUCCUCCAGUCUUCUCUCAAUUUCACUAAUAUAGCUUACAUUUUUCCCUUAGCUAGUCCUUUCCACCUUCUCACGGGUCUUACUUGUCUAGAUUCACUGUCCUCCAGCCUUCAACCUCAUUCAUUUCACUUUCCUAGCUUACAUAUUCCAUUUGUUAAUCUUUCUUCACUUUUAGCUCAAUCAUUUCACUAUUUGAGCUUAUUUCCUCCUGCUACUCUCCUUCCUUUAACCAGUCUUGGUAUCUGUCUAAUUUCACUGUUCUCAAAUUUUCACUCUAAGCUUAGUUUCUUGGUCUCCUCGAUCUUCCCUUGACGGAUCUCACUGUCAAUCUAUUUCUGUCCUUAGUCUUUUCAUUGGCUUAUAUUUCACCCCCUACCUAGUCUCCUCCUUCUUUUCGAGGGUUUUGGUGUCUGUCUCUUUACUUUCACUGUCUAAUUUCAAUAUCUUAGCUUAUAUUUUCCCCUUUGCUAGUCUCCUCACCUUCUCUCUUCACGGGUCUUAGUGUCUCUCUCUCCACAGUCAGACGCUAAAAAGUCUAUUCAGUGGUAUUGAUGUAUAUACUAUAUUUGUAUCGAGACCGCAAUAAAUGGCUGUCGAUCUUA
Molecule: messenger RNA, 10461 nt
Organism: Scylla paramamosain (green mud crab)
Lineage: Eukaryota; Metazoa; Arthropoda; Malacostraca; Decapoda; Portunidae
Product: acetylcholine receptor subunit beta-like 2
Biological process (GO): regulation of membrane potential; signal transduction; nervous system process
Cellular component (GO): neuron projection; synapse; postsynaptic membrane
Molecular function (GO): acetylcholine-gated monoatomic cation-selective channel activity; transmembrane signaling receptor activity
Source: RefSeq, a predicted model, not a curated record